This is a messenger RNA of Argentina anserina (silverweed cinquefoil), 1388 nucleotides long. Its product is annotated as protein SCO1 homolog 1, mitochondrial. Bases 153 to 1076 code for a protein of 307 amino acids. Gene Ontology annotation, molecular function: copper ion binding; copper chaperone activity. Gene Ontology annotation, cellular component: mitochondrial inner membrane. Gene Ontology annotation, biological process: mitochondrial respiratory chain complex IV assembly; intracellular copper ion homeostasis. The transcript is spliced from 9 exons. Lineage: Eukaryota; Viridiplantae; Streptophyta; Magnoliopsida; Rosales; Rosaceae. The record is from RefSeq and is a predicted model, not a curated record.
UCCGAAAGAAGAGAACUGAGCUUCUGACUCCUGAGAAGUACUGAAGAACGGAAGAAGAACUGAAGUUUCGAACAAUAUCUUUUGCCCUAUUCGAACAGAUAUACAAAGAGACGAGAACCGUGAUUGAAAGCCAGAUCCCCCUACAUAUCCCAAUGCUCAGGAUAGUGAAGCAUCUUCGGCACAUCAAUCGAUCUUUGGUGAGAUGUGGGCUUCCUGUGCCAUCUCCGCAGCUCACUGAGGGUCUUCAGCAUCAGCAGUUUCCGUGCUUUCAACAGUCGUUGACGAUUUAUCAAAGAUAUCUAUUUUCAACAAGUACCACUGCUUCUACAAAUCAAGGAGAACCAAAAUCAAAAACCUCGGAAAAUGGUGAUUCUGGUGAAGGGAGCAAGUCCAGCGAAUCACAUGAAAGUGGCGAUGCUGGAAAAUCUGUUCGUGGAGGGCCUGUUUCAUGGUUGAGCUUUUUGUUGCUCGUAUUAACUGGAGCAGGAGUCAUCCUCUACUAUGACAAGGAAAAGAGACAGCAUCUUCAAGACAUAUUUAAUGCAUCCAAGGAGGUAAAGCAAGGACCAUCAGCGGGAGUAGCUGCCAUUGGAGGUCCAUUCAAACUUAUCAACCAUGAUGGGAAGCCCGUAACUGAAAAAGACUUUUUGGGGAAGUGGACGUUGAUAUACUUUGGUUUCACUCACUGCCCUGAUAUCUGCCCAGAUGAGUUACAGAAGCUAGCUGCCGCAGUUGAUAAAAUAAAGGACAAGGCAGGGAUUGAGAUAGUCCCCGUGUUCAUCUCUGUUGAUCCUGAAAGAGAUACAGUUGAGCAAGUCCGUGAAUAUGUCAAAGAGUUUCAUCCAAGGUUAAUUGGGUUAACUGGUAACUCGGAUGAGAUAGGCAGUGUGGCCCGUGCCUAUCGUGUAUAUUAUAUGAAGACAACAGAAGAAGAUUCAGAUUAUCUUGUUGAUCAUUCCAUAGUCAUGUACUUGAUGAGCCCUAGCAUGGACUUUGUUAAAUUUUUUGGGAAGAACAAUGAUGUUAAUUCACUUGCUGAUGGGAUAAUGAAAGAGAUAAAGCAGUACAAGAAAUAGAGGCACAGACAUACUUUCUGUUCCUUCCCAACUAUGACAUUUGUACACUUAAUAAUUUAUCUUGAGUCCAGUGGUCAUUCUGUUAUUUCUUGAUAUUACCAAUUCUGGUUAUAGCUUACAACAGUAUGUCGAUUAGUGGGCAUGAUAGCGAGUUAGUGACUAUGAAUUGAAAGGAUCAACGUGUGAAGAUCUUAUGUUGGAACUUAUGAGUUGUUCCAACAGGGUUUUGGCUUCGGAAGGGCAAGGUUAAGCUUAUUAGCAUUGAUAUCUUUUAUUGUCUGGACACCAAAAUAAAUGAAACUUUAUUUUGAA